Amphiprion ocellaris (clown anemonefish) is the source of this 2986-nucleotide messenger RNA. RefSeq names its product guanine nucleotide-binding protein G(i) subunit alpha-2. Gene Ontology annotation, cellular component: heterotrimeric G-protein complex. Gene Ontology annotation, molecular function: GTPase activity; G-protein beta/gamma-subunit complex binding; G protein-coupled receptor binding. The transcript has 10 exons. Gene Ontology annotation, biological process: adenylate cyclase-modulating G protein-coupled receptor signaling pathway; gamma-aminobutyric acid signaling pathway. Bases 686 to 1753 code for a protein of 355 amino acids. The record is from RefSeq and is a predicted model, not a curated record. Lineage: Eukaryota; Metazoa; Chordata; Actinopteri; Pomacentridae.
CGCAUUUUGCACUGAGAAAGCAGUUUGUGCACGUUGCACUCAGCCACCCUGAUUGUUUGUGACCGCUGCACAACACAGCAUUUCUCGUCUCUGGAGUCUGUGUUCACGACAAAUGCGGAGGAAUGAGGUUGGCACAGCGCCCACUGCAGUCUGCACAUCACACUCCUAAAAUCACGCCUCGCUGGCUUCCCCUCUAAUUGGUUCCCACACAAGCAGCCGUGGAGAGUUCACCUGAUUUAAUUGGACUACCGCGACAAGUUGCUCAAGUGACGUCGGUGCAGCCGGUUGACUGCUUCCAAUUGUCACCGGAGGGAACAUCUGAGGAUUUUUCGCGCGAUCCUAAUUGAGCGCCGAGAAAAAAAACACAGAGACUGCAGCAGGAGCAGCAGCCACCGACGGACGAAGCUGCCAAGCAGGCCGAGAAGACAAGUGAGCCACGGAGCACAGGCAUCCGCAGCCCCGUGGAUGCAUGCAGGACAGGAGGGAUCAGAGCUCCCCGGCAUGGACCACAGAUACCAACCAGAGAUAGAAUGUCAAUAACGCCUGAUCUUACGCUUGGUUUUUGAGCUCCUAGUUGACCAGAAAAGCAGGGACACUGACUUUUUACGCGUGGAUAUAAACUCUGGAAUAAGCUGUUUUCCUCUCCAGUUAAGUGGCAAGCGGUGCGCCCCUGCGUUUGGAUCCAAUGGGUUGUACGGUGAGCGCCGAGGAUAAAGCUGCCGCGGAGAGAUCAAAGAUGAUUGACAAAAACCUCCGAGAGGACGGAGAGAAGGCAGCCAGAGAAGUGAAAUUGCUUUUAUUAGGUGCUGGGGAGUCUGGGAAGAGCACCAUUGUAAAGCAGAUGAAGAUCAUCCAUGAAGAUGGCUACUCGGAAGAUGAGUGUAAGCAGUACCGAGCUGUGGUUUAUAGUAAUACCAUCCAGUCUAUUAUGGCCAUUGUGAAAGCCAUGGCCAGUCUCAAGAUAGACUACUGCAGCCCUGCCAGAGCGGAUGACGCCCAGCAGCUCUUCGCUCUGUCUGCAGCUGCCGAGGAACAGGGCAUCCUUCCUGAUGACUUGGCCAACGUGAUCAGGCGAUUGUGGGCUGACAGCGGCAUACAGAGUUGCUUUGCAAGGUCACGAGAAUACCAGCUCAACGACUCUGCAGCAUAUUAUCUGAAUGACCUGGAGAGGAUAGCUAAAGCAGAUUACAUCCCCACCCAGCAGGACGUGCUACGAACUCGUGUGAAGACUACCGGCAUUGUUGAGACUCACUUCACUUUCAAGGAACUGCACUUCAAAAUGUUUGAUGUGGGAGGCCAACGCUCAGAGAGAAAGAAGUGGAUUCACUGUUUUGAGGGAGUAACAGCCAUUAUCUUUUGUGUUGCACUGAGUGCUUAUGACCUGGUGCUGGCUGAGGAUGAGGAGAUGAACCGAAUGCAUGAGAGCAUGAAGCUUUUUGACUCCAUCUGCAACAACAAAUGGUUCACUGAAACCUCCAUCAUCCUCUUCCUCAACAAGAAGGAUCUCUUUGAGGAGAAGAUCACUCGCAGCCCUCUCACCAUCUGCUUUCCUGAGUACACAGGAGCCAAUAAGUUUGAUGAAGCUGCCAGUUAUAUCCAGACCAAGUUUGAGGACCUUAACAAGAAAAAGGACACCAAGGAGAUCUACACCCACUUCACCUGUGCCACUGACACCAAGAACGUGCAGUUUGUCUUUGACGCCGUCACUGACGUUAUAAUAAAGAACAAUCUGAAAGACUGUGGUCUUUUCUAAAGGACAAUGCCUGACGCACACAGACUGCAUGAGAGACUGCAAUAGCCAUGUGACGAUUACUGCUUUUCAUAAUGAAAACCAUAACGGACUUGAUUCCUAGAGGGGGAACCUGAAGAACUUCAACAAUCGCUGAUUUGCAACCAUUGCAUUCUCUGUUUAAUCUGUUACUGUUAUUUUUAUAUAUAUAUUUCUAACUGCUCGUUAUCAGGGGUUCUUAUACUAUUCAUACUGAUUACCUGCAAACACAUAUUUAACCGAGGACCCACUGAUUCUUCACAAUCAGUCAACUAACAACUACAGCAUUAUCCAUCCGCCUGAGAAAAUGGCUGUUUUUUAAUUAGAUUUGUAACAUAAAUUAUAUUAACCACCUGGCUUUAGGGGAAAAUAAUUGUUAAAAGAGCAACACUUGGAGUAAGAAAAGCCCAUUAUCUCAUCAAAAUAACAAAUUGAAAUACCAAAAUUGAAGUAUUUUUCAUUCUUAAUAGAUCUUCAUGGACUAGUCUGAGAACCGCUUGUUUAAAUGGUAUUUAUUUGAUUUGUCCAGUCUUUUUUUUGUAUUCAGAUCUCCUUUUGAGUUUUGUAGGUUUUCAUUUUACUUGCUUUUUUGCUUUUGAAGUUUAAUAAGAGGAUACAGUAGACUAAUAAAACAACUUUUUAUAAAAAUCACAUUAACUUAUGUUAACUGGCAUUUUAUGAACCUUUUGACUGCACAGAGCUUAUUUUUAGAAGAAAACAAACAAGCAUGGAGAAUGAAAAUGGAUGAAGGGAAAAUGUUUUUGUACAAUGUUUACACAGAAUCAAUAUUCACACUUGUACUAUAGUGCAUUGUUCUGCAUGACUGUCCAUAGAUUAGCCUGUAUCCCUCCCACAAACUGAAUAACAUUCCUGAAGUAACUUCUUUAAAGAAACAAAACUGAAAUUAUGUGUCACUUUUAAGAUAUCUGCAAGAUUUUUAAGUGGUUAUGUCUAUUCCUAACAUGGAUUGUUCUGUACUAUCUGUCUCAUUCCAAGUCUUUUUACAUAUGUUUGUGCCUUGAUAUCUGUUUACACUUGUUCUUUAGAGACAUGCUUUCUUCAUAGUGUGAAUUAGGGCUAUUUCUACUCCACUUCUGUUCACAUAAUCCAUGAUUGAAAAUGCACCACAACACCAAGACAAAUGGAUGAUAGUUGUUCAUUAAUAUUAAGAGGAAAGUCAUUCACUUGAUAAAUGUAAAUAAAAGUUUGGUCACAUGA